AUGAUGUCUUCCAGCAAGAAGCGCUCUGCAACAGAUGGUGGAUUUUCCCAAGGCGAUGAUGACUCUGAAAUGAAAGCUCGCAAGCAGAGAGUCAAAGUUUCUAGUCCGAGCAAGAAAUCCUUGCAGAACUCCCAAUUUUUGGAUGACAAGAAAAGUCUCUGGCAGCAAGCCAUGGAACAGUUGAACGAGCAGACGAAAAAGGUCCUUAACCGAGCCAAAACCGACGAUGAUGUCUUCUUUGCGUGCAUGGAGUAUACUCGACACCGUGACUGGAUCACACAACGCUACAAUCCCGCUUGCGGUCGAGUUGUCUCGAUGGGAUCGGACGAUUGCAACCAAUUGGGAGUUGCAGCUUCUGCUGAUGCGGAUAAGGAAUGCGAAUACCCUCCGACCUUUGUAAAUCUAGACGGAAGCAAGGUUGCCCAUGUUGCUGGUGGUGGUUUGCACUCGUUAGUAUUGACCGUAGAUGGCAAAGUUUACUCGUUUGGCAAUAAUGAUGACAAUGCUCUCGGCAGAGGCGAAAUUCACGAGGACAGGCUUCAUUUGGCGGAACCAAUUAAGGAAGGGUUCCGUCCGGAUGAUCGCAAUCGAAUCGUUGGCAUUGAUGCUGGUGAUUCGCACUCUCUUUUCUUGAGCAUCCUUGGAAAUGUAUACCAAUCUGGAAUGUACAAAGAUGUAGACUCUGGUAAAUUUCACGAUGUUCCCAUUGGAACAAAUGAGAGCCCAAAGGGAAGCAACGUCUAUCCGACUUUGGUAGACCUUCCAGGACCUGUUCGAGAAAUCAAGGCUGGCGAAGCAUUCAAUGCGGCACUUCUUGAAGAUGGAAACUUGUACACGUGGGGAAUGGGUCACUUUGGCCAACUUGCGAGAAGCAAAACUAUGGGCGCAGAUCUCAAAAAGGAUGAAAAGGGAAAUUCUAUUCCCGGCGUCUAUGAGCUUGGGAAGAUGUGGAUUGGCGAGGAAUACGAGACUGACGAGCAAGAGAAAGAUGGCGAUGGAAACUUAAAAUUUGAUGAAAAGGGAAAUCCUGUCUGGGCCACGGCGUACCGCUAUCAUGAAGACCUUAUCAAAGAAAAAUUUCUCAAGCCCGCACCGGUAAUCUGGGCGAAUCCUUAUCCCAAGCGAUCUGUCUUGUCUCUGGCAUGCGGUGAACUUUUCAUUUUGGUUGUUGCUCGAGAUGAAGGAUAUGACACAAACGUGUACUCUGCUGGGCACAAUGGCUUUGGUCAGCUGGGUCAUGGGGACAAACACGAGCGACAUGAGCUCACUCCGAUCAAGUUUUUUGAACGAAAAUUGAUCAAGAAGGUAUCUGCUGGGACAUCGCACGGUUUAGCAUUGGACAUGGCUGGAAACGCUGUUUUCGCCUGGGGUAGAUCUGAUUAUGGUCAGCUUGGCCAUACAGACGAUAUCAAAGGCGGCGAUAUUGAAAUGUCUCCACAACAAAUUGCUUUCCCCGAAAGCCUAGGGAGUACUAGAAUCAGGGACAUCGCCGCAGGGUCUUCGAUCAGCAUGGCCAUUACGGAAGAGAAUGACGUCUACACUUGGGGAUUCGGAGAAACUUGUGCUACUGGACAUUUGGCUAGUGCGGAGGAUAUCAAAAGACCCAAGAAGCUUGACGUUCUGAGACAGGCACUCAAAAGGGGGGGAGCCAAAUCCAAAAACUGUCAUGUUCUGGAAGGUACCGGCGGCGCCCAGCAUUCCCUCAUGAUUUUGGAAUGCUUUUCGUAG
Molecule: messenger RNA, 1728 nt
Organism: Cylindrotheca closterium
Lineage: Eukaryota; Bacillariophyta; Bacillariophyceae; Bacillariales; Bacillariaceae
Source: the annotation of a GenBank genome assembly